Molecule: messenger RNA, 3034 nt
Organism: Peromyscus eremicus (cactus mouse)
Lineage: Eukaryota; Metazoa; Chordata; Mammalia; Rodentia; Cricetidae
Gene: Ca13
Product: carbonic anhydrase 13
Exons: 7
Coding region: 53-841 (262 amino acids)
Cellular component (GO): cytoplasm
Molecular function (GO): zinc ion binding; carbonate dehydratase activity
Source: RefSeq, a predicted model, not a curated record
CUGUCCCGGCGCGGGCACCGGCCACAGGGUCCGCGGCUCUCCAUCCAGGACCAUGGCGAGGCUGAGCUGGGGAUACGGCGAGCACAAUGGCCCUAUUCACUGGAAUGAAUUUUUCCCCAUUGCUGAUGGUGAUCAGCAGUCUCCGAUUGAGAUUAAAACCAAAGAAGUGAAAUAUGACUCCUCACUCCGACCUCUCAGUAUCAAGUAUGAUCCUACCUCAGCUAAAAUCAUCAGCAACAGUGGCCAUUCCUUCAGCGUUGACUUUGACGACACAGAGGACAAAUCAGUUCUUCGUGGAGGUCCUCUUUCUGGAAGCUACAGGUUGCGGCAGUUCCACCUGCACUGGGGGUCAGCAGAUGACCACGGCUCUGAGCAUGUGGUAGAUGGAGUGAGAUAUGCUGCAGAGCUCCAUGUUGUCCACUGGAAUUCAGACAAAUACCCCAGCUUUGUAGAGGCAGCUCAUGAGUCGGAUGGGCUGGCUGUCCUGGGAGUAUUUCUGCAGAUUGGGGAACACAAUCCCCAACUGCAAAAGAUCACUGACAUUUUGGAUUUCAUUAAGGAAAAGGGGAAACAAACCCGAUUCACAAACUUUGACCCAUUGUCUCUGCUUCCACCCUCCUGGGACUAUUGGACGUAUCCUGGUUCUCUGACAGUUCCACCUCUCCUUGAAAGUGUCACAUGGAUUGUUUUAAAACAGCCUAUAAAUAUCAGCUCUCAACAGCUGGCCAGAUUCCGUAGCCUCUUGUGUACAGCCGAGGGCGAGACGGCAGCUUUUCUGUUAAGCAAUCAUCGCCCACCACAGCCCUUGAAGGGCCGCAGAGUGAGAGCAUCUUUCUAUUAACAGCCACCAGCCGGUCAGUCCAACCAGGAGCAGGAAGGCGGCAAACGAAACCGAACUCAGACAGUCCUACUCGCAGCUUUUCUAGAAUUUCAGGUUUAUGAAUCCCACUUUCCCAGCAGCUUUGGCACCACAGAGAAAACCAGAGAUCUGGACUAACUAACUCAGCUCAUCACUCCUCUAUUUGCACCAACACGUGUCCAAUUGGUAAACAUGGUUGGGUGUAUAUUAGUACCACAAAGUACACCUGCCUCACCCUUCAUGACCAUAUAUGGUCAGCCUUACAAACCUCACACCGUACUAAAAGAUUGUUGUGACCUUUGGCUGAUCUUACCACAUUUUAAAUAGUGUUUGCUAGAAACUUUAAAUUCACUUUGAAAAUGGUGUAAUUCCUAAACAAGAAGUUCUUAUAGUUUUUGUAUUUUUCUUAUUAAUCAAGAAUAUGUAUUUCCUUUAGUGUACUUUUUUUCUCGAACUCUCAUUGUGAGUACUGUGAUAAAGUGUACUACAUGAGACACACAGGGUUUAAGACAGAAUACUGUGUCUACUUCUCUGACCAAAGUAACCUAGAGUUUCAGUGAGGAAUUCUUCAGGAUAUAAACAGCUAUUUAAGGCAUUUCAUGUCAUAUAUUCACCUAAUAAUGUUAAUGACCACCAGGGUGAUCACUGGCAUAUUGUGUAGCAGUGUUGGCCGGCUCGUGGCAUUAAUGCAGUUCAGACUGUCAGGUUACACAAUACCACUGCAGCAGAACUGCCCUGAGCUGGUGAACAGGUUCCUACAUUUGCCCUGUGUUUUAGCAGAGCAGGGGGCUAUCCUACAUGUGUUGUUUUUUUCUGACACUAGUGAAAAAAAUGAACCGAGUCUCACAUAAAUGCAUAAGCAUCCAAUACAUUUUCCUGGCAAAUCUCAUUACUCAAUUGUACUAAGUCUCUUACAUGAUUUAUUAAGAUGCCAUUUGGUACUAAUUUUAACCUCUGCUGUCUGGAGAGGUUUUUGUUUGCAUUUGAUGGAGGAAGAUGGGUGCCCUGUUCCUUUUGCUUUUCCAUUAUGGAGUGACCCUAUCAUUAACUCAAUAACCGUGCUUGACUUGAAUAUUUGUUACACUUUUGCUAUUUUCUGAGAAAGUGUCCUUGGGUUUCUUAAUUUCAAUGAUUUGUUUCAGAUCUCUCUCAUCUUCUAAAUGUAAAGCAAACUAUUAAAAAUCUUCUUUGUAUUUUUCUUGGUUAACUUCAUUUUGAGAAAAUUGUAUGAUGAAAUCUACUGUCACAUAAGACAAGAGCCUGAAUAUUAGAAUGGACACUUCAGCCAUUGUUUUGCCUUCUCAGUGUCCAACUUAAGGCCUUGAGGAAGAUCCAUAUACCAUAAAUAUUUAAUGAGUUGGAUAGGUAAGGAUUUAUUUGAUAAUUUUGGUAACCGUCAUUCUCUCUGAGAUCAAUGCAGUCAAAUUAAUUUAACAAUUAAAAUAGAAUAUCUCUUGAAAGUUUUUUCAGAAAUAGUAUUUAUUAAUCCACUUUUUAUGACCAGAGGUUCUAAUGAUUUUAAAUGUAUCAGUGUUAGGUGGGAAGGUAUUUCUUUAGUUUGGAAACACAUGCAGGGAAGCAUUCUAGUCAGAGAGGAGUCUGUUCUAUCAAAGUUUGGAAUGUGUGAAGGUGGAGAUGCUAAUGACAUCCAAGUGUUACACAGUUGGUAACUCGUGUUUUCCCUGCAGCGUGGCAUCUGUGCUGUGAUGUACAUCUCACCACAGUGGGGUAAAACUAUCCAACUAGCACUGGUUUUCCUGGAGAUCAUCUGCUUAUGCAUAUCUUUCGGAGGGAGAUGGUCAGUCGGUGCUUUAAAUUUGUCAUAGUAGUCUCUUUCAAUAAAACUGUAAGUUACUUGUGUGGAUCUCUUACUUCCCACAUCAUCUAUUGAUUUCUGCUUAUUAAGCAUUUUGUAUUAUAAUUUAAUUUGAUUCAACUUUAAAAAAGAAAAUGAGAAAAAUACUUGUCAGUAGCAAGGCUUUGUAAUGCAACGAAUGGAAUUAAGUUAUGUAUUUUAAACUGAAAGGAAAUAAUCUCAAAUUUAUAAAAGUAUUUCAAAUAUAAUGCAAUGCAAAACAAAACCAUUUCCCAUGAAUUAUUUUAAAGUAAGAUGCCAUCCCAACUCCUUACAGUUUGAGUGCAUGCGCACCGUUAACCUCAUGCUUUGCAACAUGA